AUGACUGGUUUGAAGAGUCAUGACAAUCACAUACUGAUGCAACAACUUCUACCUAUUGCUUUACGUGGUUCAUUGCCAGGUAACGUGGUCAGACCUUUGGUUGAGAUGGGAACAUUCAUCUGGGGCAUAUGUUCAACUACGCUGACACUAGAUGAUUUGUACCGACUCCAAAGUGAAGUUGUGAGUAAUGGGAAGUGCAAGAGCAAUGUACAUCGAGAAGUAGUUAACAAGAAAGCUACAAGGAUUUCUCUGGACAUUGUGAAUGGGCCACCACUCGACACCGUUAUCGGCCCAUCACCAGAGUUGGUGAAGAAGGAAAGCAGCCAACCAAAAUACAUUGAGAUCAAAUAUAAAGAUUACUUGGGACUUCACCAAAGCAACAAGCUUUAUGGUAAAGCCAGCUUGGAUCGCAUACGGAUUUCCAAUGAUGUUAUGUAA
Molecule: messenger RNA, 438 nt
Organism: Corylus avellana
Lineage: Eukaryota; Viridiplantae; Streptophyta; Magnoliopsida; Fagales; Betulaceae
Source: RefSeq, a predicted model, not a curated record